AUGGACCGGUCUCAUCGAGACCACCCCGGCAGCCCGUCUCCUGCGGCCAGGCUCCAAGGGAGGCUGUCAACCAAACACGCGGACAAACUGGCAAGCUCCUUUACUCGCCUCCCAAUUGCAACAGGUUCUGUUAUAGUCGGUCCAUCCUCGUCGCCUUCUCCUUCGCCGUACCAGUCACCUUCUCGUUUCGUUGACAGGAACACUCCCUUUUCACGCCAUAACUCGCCGUCGAGAGCUCUAGCCAACCACCCGUCCGUUCCCCGAAGGAACCCCAGUACCAGUUCGUUGAGAGAGGAAAGAAGAGGGUCUACCCCGUCUCUCCAGAAAAGAUCAUCGGUCAGCUCACUACGAUCUGUUCAAAACUAUAGUAGAAAUGGCGUUACCCCCCAGCGACCCAGCCUAUCGCGACCCGCCUCUUCAAACUUCCUUUCUACCACCUCUUCUAGCAUGCGCCCCAAGUCCCCCUUAGCGGGCCCUGAUUCCCCGAUCCAGCCUUUGCUGCCAACCGCCUCCUCCAUCGCCAAUAGCCAUUUCAAGAAGGAGUUGGCUUUGCAUCAAUCCGCGGACCUGCACUCCAAAACUCUCGUCAUUGUACAAGAUGCCUGUUACGGACACAGGUUUUCGCGCCCAAGAACCUCCAAGGCCAGCUUGGAACAAAUUGUCGAACGCCCAGAGCGCUUACUUGCUAGUGUUCUGGGUGUAUCAACCGCAUAUAUUCGCAUGGGAAGGAGGUAUGAUGACGGCCAGUUUGCACCACAUCCGGACCUAGAUCUUCGGUCGCUUCCCAUCCCACCCUUUCAAGUCCGGAAGACGACGCGCACUAUGCCAAUUAAUUCCCCUGCGGUUACACAUGUCCAUGGAAUAAAAUGGAUGGAUGAACUACGAGUUAUGUGUUAUGCCGCCGAAUCUCGUCUUGCAUUGAAUGGAAAGGAGUUGGUUCGCCCCAGCAGUUCAGGGAAGGACAAUAAUAGCUCAUCAAGCCUACCAAAACUCCACGAGGGCGACCUGUAUUUGUGUUCGGAGUCCCUGAAUGCUUUUGAAGGUGCGUUGGGAGGAGUCUGCGAAGCGGUGGAUGUCGUGUUUGGGCCGACGUCGACCACUCGCGCUUUCGUGAGCAUUCGACCUCCCGGUCACCAUUGUUCAGCAGACUAUCCAUCCGGGUUUUGCUGGCUUAAUAAUGUUCAUGUUGGUAUCACUCAUGCUGCAAUGUCUCAUGGUCUCACUCAUGCUGCUAUCAUUGAUUUUGAUCUACACCACGGAGACGGAUCGCAGGAGAUUACUUGGGAGCAGAAUCGGAAGGCAAAAACCGCUUCGAAAAACGCCCCUCUGCACAAGAAGAUGACCAUCGGCUAUUACAGUCUGCAUGACAUUAACUCAUAUCCUUGUGAAAACGGCGACCUGAACAAAGUUCGUAAUGCUAGCCUUUGUAUCGACAACGCCCAUGGACAGUCUAUCUGGAACGUCCAUCUAGAACCCUGGAAAAGUUCGGCUAGCUUUUGGGAGCUGUAUAAUAAAAAAUAUACAAUUCUUCUUGAAAAGGCUCGAAAGUUUCUUCGUUCCCAUACCCUCCGUUUGUUAAAUUCACAAAAUCCGGCACCACCCAAGGCAGCAAUAUUCAUAUCAGCAGGUUUCGAUGCUAGUGAGUGGGAAGGAGUUGGUAUGCAACGACACAAGGUCAACGUACCCACGGACUUUUAUGCCAAGUUUACUUCAGAUAUUGUACGGAUGUCAGAAGAGGAAGGCCUAGGUGUUGAUGGGAGGGUUAUUAGUGUUCUGGAAGGGGGAUAUUCUGAUAGAGCUCUAAUCAGUGGUGUACUCAGUCAUCUCUCAGGGCUUGCGGACAGCCAGACCAGCAUUUAUGAAAAUGGAGACAACCGCCUCGCUGCUGAGAUGUUGGGCCGCCUUGGUUUGAAUGAUGUUCCCGAGGCGGUUUCAGAGGAAAGUUCUUCAUUUGAUACUGAAUGGUGGAAACUUCCUCUGCUAGAAGAAAUAGAACGUCUUGCAAACCCACUACCUCCAGCCCCAACUCGCAAAUCUCAUGAAAAAAGCCCUCCUACAUAUUGUUCUCCCACGCAGGCGUCAGCCGCCAAAAUCGUCAUCCCCUCGCGAGACCGCAGAUCAAUUUCAUCUCAGCUAAGUGCUGGUGACGGAGGCUACAUGCGCCCACCCCUCCCGGCCAUUGACUGGGCAACGGCGGCGUAUGAGAUGUCGAAAAUCCUCAUUCCUACGGACCGCCAGACAGUGAGCUUCCAGCACGCGGAGCUGAAGGCUGAGGGUGCUCGUACACGACCAGACCGGCACUCAACUUCGAAUAUUUCAGAAUUACAGCCUGUUGAUGACCGGAGAUCUAUGCAGUUGAGGGAGAGAAAACUAAAGUCACCCUCGCCGGAGCUACAAAUAGCCGGACGGUCUUCUCAAACUUCGCGACGAACCACCAUUGCAUCAAUCAGCGACCUACCCGAAACAUCUACCGUCACAUCUUCUGCAAGUAGCAACCAAAAUUUGAACCAUGUUUAUUCUCGGAAUUCACGACGACUAAGUGUAGCCUCGACCGUGGCAUCCACUAUCGGUGGAAACCCUAGUAAGGCCAGCGUGGAAGGAACUUCACCAACAUCUUCAAAUGGGGAUUGCGACCGCACGCUAAAUUCACGCCCAGGAACUUCAAACGGGAAGCCUGCGGAUUUGGUAACAGUUAAAAAAUCCCGAGUUACGGGUGUCCGGUCUAGUCCAAGAAAAGCGGCACCACCCCCACAAGCACGAGCGAUCGGUGGAAGCCCAAUUCCACCCUUCGAUUCAUCUUCUAUCAAUACGGAUACAGCAGAGCGUGAACUAACUAAACUUUCUGUCGGAAUUAAGAAAUUAAGCAUUAAACUUAAAGUUCCCAGCCCGGAAGAGCAUGCUGCCAGAGAAGAGGAGCGACUGAAAGUUAGCGCAAACAAAUUCACCUCCAGAAAGACUAGAAAGACCCAGGCACCCAAAAAGUCUGGAUCAAGAAGCACAAAAUCCAGCGCGAAGACACUACGUCCUGGCACCGCGUUGGGCGAGGCUUCUGCCCCUCCUGUUGUGCUAUCUGCUGCUUCGGGUCCUGUUAAGCAAGAAGCGGGUUCCCCUACGGCACUUGCAAACCCUGACAUUGAAAUGAUCCAUACCCCAGAUUUAACGACUACACCAUUCUCCGCCAAGUUGAAUAACGGGGCAGCUAUAUCUGGAUGGCCAUCCGAAUCAGGGAUGCAGCAGACUCAACAGAAGCCUUCAAAGCGCUUGUCGCCUGAUGGGACCUUCACACCUCAUAUUUCCCAUUCUCUCACUCCUCGAUCCCUCGGAAAUUCGCAGCAACCCCAAAUCACCGUCAAGCCACCGCCUACCUCGAGGGGCUAUAAGCCUGCUACCCAACAGCAACAGCAACAGCAACAGCAACAAACUACUAAUAUACAACUUCCUGUUUUCACGUCCACUUCCGCUAUACCUUUCGCUACUUCAUCCGCCGUUUCUAGCGCGGCCCCUCCAGGCCCACGCCAGGAAAAUCGUCGAGAGCAGUGA
This is a messenger RNA of Paracoccidioides lutzii Pb01, 3540 nucleotides long. RefSeq names its product histone deacetylase HosB. Gene Ontology annotation, molecular function: histone deacetylase activity. Bases 1 to 3540 code for a protein of 1179 amino acids. The record is from RefSeq and is a predicted model, not a curated record. The transcript has a single exon. Gene Ontology annotation, cellular component: nucleus.